AUGGUGGCUGUAGCGAACGGCGGAGGGCGGUACAGCGGCGGCGGCGGCGGCAGCCGCCACAGCCGCCGUACGUGCAGUGGAACUGGCAGCGCCAGGAGGGCAGCGGCGCCGCCACCGCCGCCGCCGGCCUUGCUAGAGGAAGUGGAGCGUCUGUUGUGCAGUUGUGACAGUUGGCAGUUUGACACUUUCAACCUACAAGAAGUCAGCGGAGGCCACGCCCUAUCCGUCCUAGGGUUUUACCUGCUACAGCGAGAGGGUCUGUUGGAGCGAUUUCGCGCGGAGCCGCUCCGUAUGGCCCGGCUGCUCCGGACUUUGGAGGCGGGCUACCCAGCCACCAACCCCUACCACAACUCGGCUCAUGCCGCGGAUGUGCUGCACACUCUGCAUGUGCUGCUGCACGGAGCUCGACUAACAGAGCACUACCUGGACGAGCUGGGGCUGAUGGCGGCGUACUUUGCGGCGAUCGUUCACGACUACGGCCACCCCGGCCUCACCAACGACUUUCUGGUGGCCACCUCCCACCCCCUGGCACUGAGGUACAACGACCGAGCCCCCCUGGAGAGCCACCACGCGGCCGCGGCCUUCACUCUGCUAGCCGACCGACCUGACCUGGACGUCACUGCGGGCCUUAUCGCCGCGGAGAGGGCGGCAUUCCGGAAGCAGGUCCUAGAGCUCGUCCUGGCCACCGACAUGAAGCAACACUUUGCCGUACUCAACCAGUUUAAUACGGUACAUAGACUGGCUGGCAAGGUGGAUAGCGGCUCGGGCUCGGGGGGGGUUGGGGGGAGCGCAACGUUCAAUGGCAAGGGGGACAACGGGAAUGCAGCAGCUGCAGCUGGAUCAGCG
Volvox carteri f. nagariensis is the source of this 846-nucleotide messenger RNA. It is a transcript of the gene pde13, whose product is annotated as 3'5'-cyclic nucleotide phosphodiesterase. Gene Ontology annotation, biological process: signal transduction. The transcript is spliced from 2 exons. NCBI's taxonomy places the organism in Eukaryota, Viridiplantae, Chlorophyta, Chlorophyceae, Chlamydomonadales, Volvocaceae. The record is from RefSeq and is a predicted model, not a curated record. Gene Ontology annotation, molecular function: 3',5'-cyclic-nucleotide phosphodiesterase activity. The annotation marks the transcript as partial.